Molecule: messenger RNA, 1584 nt
Organism: Prorocentrum cordatum
Lineage: Eukaryota; Dinophyceae; Prorocentrales; Prorocentraceae
Source: the annotation of a GenBank genome assembly
GACUGCCUCUACGCCCUGAGCACGGUCUUGGAGACCAUGGACUUCGCUGCUAGGCUGCGGCUGCCCAAGGAGACGCCCGGCGAGGAACGCGAGCGGCGGGUGGACGAGGUGCUGCGCCAGCUUGGCCUGGCACACGUCAGGGAUACCAACGUAGGCGGCACCUCCUUCAACGGCGCGCUGCGGGGCCUCUCGGGCGGCGAGCGCAAGCGGCUGUCGAUCGGCAUCGAGCUGCUGCACAGCCCGAGCAUCCUGUUCCUCGACGAGCCGACGACGGGCCUCGACAGCUACCAGGCCCUGAACGUCAUGAAGAAGCUGCAGGGCCUCGCCGAGGAGGGCCGCACGGUGAUCGUCAGCAUCCACCAGCCCCGCUCCCAGAUCUUCGCGCUCUUCACCAGCCUGUGCGUGCUCUCCCGCGGGGCGCCCGUCUACUCCGGCUCCGCGGAGAAGGCCACGGACUACUUCGCCGGAUUGGGCCACCCGCUGCCCUCAAGGUUCAACCCGGCCGACUUCAUGAUCGACCUCGUCUCGGUGGACCAGAUCAGCCCCGAGGCGCAGGAGGAGACAGGGGAAGGCCAGGGUCGAGAGCCUGCACAAGUCUUGGUUGGAGCACCGCGUCAGCGCCGCGGCGGCCGCAAAGGCGCCCCCGCCUGGCGACGAGCCGUGCGCGGCAUCCAUCCUCGACGCCCUGCCCAAGUCGACGCCCGCCGGCCACGGGUCCUUUGUGACGCCAUUCGUGCUGUUGCUGCGCAGGGGGUGGCGGGAGCAGAUGCGGGACAAGUUCGCCGUGCUGUUCAAGACGAUGUUUCAGAUGGUCUUCACCGCCGUAUUCGGCCUCGUUUAUUUCCAGCUGGGGUACAAGCAGGUCAACAUUCAGGACAGGGCGAUGCUCCUCACGUUCCUCUCGAUGAACACCGCCUUCGGCGCGUCGAUCGGCACUGCGCAGAUCAUUCCGCGACAGCUCAGUAUCGUGACUCGGGAGCGCGCCAACCGACUCUACGCCAUCACUCCGUUCUAUCAGCGGAUCUCACGGCGCUGGCGGUGUCGAUUCCCCCGGAGGUCGGUCCCCAGAUCUUGUCCAACGUCAUAUUGUUCUUCAUGGCAAACUUGUCGGGGUCGUUCUGGAUCUUUAGUCUCGCACUCGUCCUGGAGACCAUGGUGUUCGUGUCCGUGGGCAUGUUCCUGUCUGCUCUGCUCCCGAGUGUGACAAUGGCCCCACAGAUCGCUCCAGCGAUCGUCAUCAUCUUCCUGAUCUUCAACGGUAACUUCAUCAACGUGGACUCAGUGCCUGUAUAUUUCGUGUGGCUCAGGGAGAUCUCCCCGAUCAAGUAUGCGUUCCAAGCUUUGGCGGUCAACGAGUUCGAGGAUGCCACGUUUGAGUGUGAUUCCAGCGACAUAGUUUGCAUCGAGACCGGAGAGCAAGUUCUGUCGCAGCUGAAGUUCACAGAAGCAGACCUCAUUAUGAAGAGUUGCGCGAUCCUCGGCGUUCUAAUGGUGGCCUUUAACAUCAUAGCCCUCGGGAUGCUCUUAUACCGCAAGCCGAAGUUCUUACAGCCUGUGCCCGCAAAAGUCUCGGGCGCUGCUUGA